CUCUCUCUCUCUGAAAAUUCAAAGUUUUUGUUUUGGUCUUCAAUUAGUAUCUGGAUUUCAGAUUCCUUACCAUUUUCAGCUUAAUCUAAUAUGUUAGUUUCAUAAUUUCGGUCUGAAUCAGGCACUAAAUUGCAUCUACAAAUUUCGUGUCCUCUAUUGCACUGCUCUUUCUCUCUCUACUGCUUCAGAAUUGAGAUGGAAGGCUUACACACAACGACGAAAUCAGAGAGGCGAUGGAGAUCGAAGCCUCUUCAGACGUCCAAGCCAUCUAUCCUAAUGGCCUUCUUCUCUUGCGUCGCUUGGCUCUACGUCGCUGGCCGGUUGUGGCAAGAUGCAGAGAACAGAACAGUACUCGCAAAUCUUCUUAAGAAGAACUUAGGCCAGAGACCAAAGGUUCUUUCAGUUGAAGACAAGUUAGCGGUCCUUGGAUGCAAAGACCUGGAGAGGAGGAUUGUGGAAGCUGAGAUGGACCUGACGUUGGCCAAGAGUCAAGGGUACCUCAAGAAUCACUUGCAACAAAAGGUGUCUUCUUCUGGCCAAUUGCUCGCUGUUAUUGGAGUUUAUACUGGAUUUGGUAGUCAUUUGAACCGAAAUAUGUUUAGAGGGUCUUGGAUGCCUAAAGGUGAUGCUUUGAGAAAACUAGAAGAAAGAGGAGUAGUCAUACGCUUUGUAAUUGGUCGGAGUCCCAAUCAGGGUGAUAGCUUAGAUCGCAAUAUUGAUAAGGAAAGUCGGUCGACAAAGGAUUUCUUGAUUCUUGAAGGUCAUGAGGAGGCUCAAGAAGAGUUGACCAAAAAAGUAAAGUUCUUCUUCAGUACUGCAGUUCAAAAUUGGGAUGCUGAGUUUUAUGUCAAAGUCGAUGACAAUAUCAAUCUUGAUCUUGAGGGGCUAAUUGGACUUCUUGAACAUCGUCGUGCUCAAGAUGGUGCUUAUAUUGGUUGCAUGAAGUCAGGAGAUGUGAUUUCUGAAGAGGGAAAGGCUUGGUAUGAGCCUGACUGGUGGAAAUUUGGGGAUCAGAAAUCGUAUUUCCGUCAUGCAGGUAGUUCACUCAUAAUACUAUCCAAGAACUUAGCUCAGUAUAUAAACAUAAACAGUGCAUCUUUGAAGACUUAUGCUCAUGAUGAUGUAUCAGUGGGUUCAUGGAUGAUGGGUAUCCAAGCCACGUAUAUAGAUGACAACCGCCUUUGUUGUGGUAGCAUUAGACAAGACAAGGUGUGUUCUUUGACUUGAUCAAGGGGAUAUAAUCUUUUGUUCGAAGAGAAAUUAUUCUGGUCAUGCAAGUUUUGCCGAAGCAUCAAAACAAUGUUCAGAGCAUGAUGGCCAUAUCCAUGCUCCACUAAGGUGCUGUGAAGGUUGCAAAGGAUUUGCAACAUCAUUCUUUUAUAUGUGAAGAUCGGCUAGAAGUUUUCUUUUCAUUUUUAGUCAAGUGUUAACGGAUUGACUAGACCGCCCACUGCAUUGGGUGAUAGCUUGGAUACUUUUGGAUGAAUUGGAUAUGUUAUUUGUUUUACAUAGUCAACAAUAUUAAAGCUUCUCCCUUCAACCCUCUAUUUCCGUGCAGCCGUUGCUCUGGUGUUAAAAGAGAGGGCAUUACUGUUGGGCUGAUUGGUCUUGUAGCUCCUCUAUUUACUGUAUCCAGAUUCCCAAAAUUGUAUUUACAGACA
This is a messenger RNA of Prunus mume (Japanese apricot), 1661 nucleotides long. RefSeq names its product hydroxyproline O-galactosyltransferase HPGT3-like. Lineage: Eukaryota; Viridiplantae; Streptophyta; Magnoliopsida; Rosales; Rosaceae. Gene Ontology annotation, cellular component: Golgi membrane. Gene Ontology annotation, molecular function: galactosyltransferase activity. The record is from RefSeq and is a predicted model, not a curated record.